AUGUCACGCCGUAUUACCAGAGAUAGCCAAACGGAGUCGUUAUCUCUCGAGCCUCUGGUCAUUAUCUAUCUAUCUAGCUAUCUAGCUAUCUAUCUCAAUCAUUCCAUAUUUAUCUAUCUACGCGGUCACAAAGACACAUCGUACGCGGCUGAUACUACGGUAUUAGAAUACUUUCUUUCUCUCUCUCUCUCUCUCUCUCUCUCUCUCUCUCUCUCUCUCUCCUCCUCUUCUCCUAGACCUUCCUUAAUUCUUUUCUCCUUUUCAUUCUUUCUUUCAUUUCUUUCUUCAUUCGUUCAUUUUUCUUCCUUCAUUUUUUUCUUUCUUUCUUCAUUUUUUUCAUUCUUCUAUUCAUUCCUUUCUUCCUUCCUUAAUCCGUUUCUUCUUUCAUUCUUCCUUUCAUUUCUUUUUCUUUUCUUUCUUUCCUUUCAUCCUUCCUUCUUUCAUUUCUUCAUUCCUUUCUUUCUUUCUUCUUUCCCUAAUUCAUCUCUGCUUUUAGUUCUUUCUUCCUCUCUUCAUUCAUUUCUUCAUUCUUUCCUUAAUACCUUUUUCAUUUCUUCUUUUCUUUCUUUCUUUCUUUCUUUCUUUCUUUCUUUCUUUCUUUCUUCCUUGAUUCAUUCAUUCCUUUUCUUUCUUCCUACAUUCCUUCCUUUCUUCAGUCCCUCCUUUCUUGUUUCCUUCCUCUCGUUUUUAUUCCUUCCUUCCUUCCUUCCUUCCUUCCUUCCUCCCUUCCUUCCUUCCUUCCUUCCUUCCUUCCUUCCUUCCUUCCUUCCUUCCUUUCCUUUCCUUUCCUUAAUUCCAUUCUGUUUUGCUUCUUUUCUUUCUUUCUUUCUUUCUUUCUUUCUUUCUUUACACUGA
Messenger RNA from Acanthosepion pharaonis, 855 nucleotides. The record is from the annotation of a GenBank genome assembly. Lineage: Eukaryota; Metazoa; Mollusca; Cephalopoda; Sepiida; Sepiidae.